GCUGCUUCCAGCAAUUGCAUACAGAGGUGUUAAAUUAGACCUCAGCCGCCGCUAUAUCGAAGGAGAAACAAUUGUCUGGUGGGGUUUCUCAUCAUGCACAACAUCUGUUGGUGUGCUAAAAUCAGAAAUGUUCUUGGGAAAGACCGGUAACAGAACUAUGUUUACCUUACACUGCAAAUCAGCCAGAGACAUUCGUAAACAUUCAUUUUAUCCCGUUGAAGAUGAAGUACUUCUUAUGGCAGCAACACAAUUUAAAGUAGUCAGCUCCCUUGAUCAAGGUAAUCUUCACAUUAUUCAAUUGGAAGAAACUGAGCCACCAUUUCCACUUUUACAACCGGUACCUAUUGUUGGUUCAUUGCCAAUUCAUUCCAAUCCACCUGAUGAUUCGACGACGACCUCUUCUUGCACAAACAAAGAUAAAACAGAGAAAAUAUCGACCAAACCUCAAGUUGAUACACAUGGAGCAGCUGCCAGUGCUAGCAAAAAUACAGGAAUAAAUUCGAUCACUGGCCAAAUGUCUGCUGUAAAAAUUAGUGCUUCAAUUAAUGAAGGUAAGAUAUUGCUGUUUUAUUGUCUCGAUUAG
This is a messenger RNA of Rotaria socialis, 583 nucleotides long. The record is from the annotation of a GenBank genome assembly. NCBI's taxonomy places the organism in Eukaryota, Metazoa, Rotifera, Eurotatoria, Philodinida, Philodinidae.